Cryptomeria japonica (Japanese cedar) is the source of this 732-nucleotide messenger RNA. RefSeq lists its product as uncharacterized. Bases 1 to 732 code for a protein of 243 amino acids. The transcript has 3 exons. Gene Ontology annotation, molecular function: nucleic acid binding. Lineage: Eukaryota; Viridiplantae; Streptophyta; Pinopsida; Cupressales; Cupressaceae. The record is from RefSeq and is a predicted model, not a curated record. Gene Ontology annotation, biological process: DNA integration.
AUGCCGCUCAAGCCUGUGUCAAUGGAGGAGCCCUUUGCUCAAUGGGGCCUUGAUUUUGUCAAGAUGAUCAACCCUCCAAGUUCAGCCGGACAUAAAUGGAUCCUGACCGCCACUGACUAUUUCACCAGAUGGUCUGAAGUUGUUCCCCUGCGGAAUUCAUCUGAAAAUGAAGUGCUAGCUUUCCUAGAAGAACUGACUUGUCGGUACAGCCCUCCAAAAAUUGUUAUAUCAGAUAAUGAGCAUGCCUUCACAGGCUCACGAAUCACACAGUUCACUCUUAGCAGAGGCAUGGAAUAUAAAAGGGAGUGGCACCAUCACGUAAGGAGUGUAUUAUGGGCCGACCGCAUAACAGCCAAGCAGCUUCUCAAAAUCUCUCCGCACAAGCUGGUAUAUGGGAAAGAUGCAUUUUUUCCUUUGUCACUAGAAAUUCCCGCAUUACAGUUGCUAAAAUCUAUGGAUAUUGCCGAAAGUGGCCUAAUGGCCAUAAGACUAGUGGAGAUUAUGGAGUUAGAAGAAGCAAGGGAGGUCGCCUUCACAACCCUUCAAGACAAGAAAGAAGUCAUAAAAAGGUGGUUCGAUAGUAAAAAGAGUUCCAAUGUGAUGUUCGCCCCCGAAGAUCUCGUUCUGAAGUACAACGAGAGAAUGGUGAAACCAGGCCCUCAGCCUCUUUCUUGUUUACAUCUUGCAGUUUUAAGCGCAAGUCAUGCUUUGCCAACUCCUUUUAGAGGCUAG